Molecule: messenger RNA, 378 nt
Organism: Belonocnema kinseyi
Lineage: Eukaryota; Metazoa; Arthropoda; Insecta; Hymenoptera; Cynipidae
Exons: 1
Coding region: 1-378 (125 amino acids)
Source: RefSeq, a predicted model, not a curated record
AUGAAUGCUGGAGAAAUCGCGGAACACGAAAUGUGUUGCGGCAUAGACGACUUGUCGGCUACCGAAGAAGCGCAACUGAUAGAAUGUUUAGCUAGUGCAAUACCCUCGAAAGCACCAAAAAUUGGAAGAACCACCCUCGACACAUAUAAAAUCGAUCUCCAGGCACACCUGUCGGUCAAACAGAAAAACUUUCGAGUGUCACCUGUGGCACUGAAGGCUAUGUAUGACGAGGUGUAUAACCUUUUAGCAGAAAAUUUUAUCGAGCACUGGAACUCAGACUGGUCAAACCUAGUUGUUAUGGUCAAAAAGUCCAACGGAUCUUACCGCGUGUGUGUCGACUAUCGAAAAGUCAAUAAACUUUCUAAAGGUGACGCAUAA